GCCGCCAUGUCUCUGUCUCUCAGCCGAAUCUGGCUCUCGAAGUCGAAGCUAUCUGUCCGGAGACACCUCCUCACCGCUCGGUGCUUCUCUGAUUUCUUAUCUGAAGUUGAACCUUGUGGAUAUACUUCGAGAGAUGGAGAUGUUGGAAGUCUAGCCAUUUUUCAGCUAUGCCAGAGGGGCAGAGUUCAAGGAAAAGAAGGCGCCUAUGGAGUUAUUUAAGGAGAUGGGAACCAUAGGAGCAUCCCAUGGCUGGGUAGCAACUUUGAAGAAUGGGGUCGUGCGUCUUCAAGAUGACCUAGACCGGAAUGCAUCGGAUACAGACCCAAAACGCAUUCCCCUGCCUCCUCUUGAAACUCUGCCGUAUUGUCAGACCCAAAUUGUAACCAACGUGGCCAUGUCCUCCUCUUCUCCCGAGGAUGAAGACUGCAUCGUAGCUAUCAAGUUCUUGGGACCUCAACUCAGCUUGUGCAGGCCUGCUCAGAGAAAUUGCGAGUGGACCAACAUCAGGAUCACAGACCCCAGCUUCUACUCCUCCCAUGUAAUGUACUCCAAGAAAGAUGAGAUGUUCUCGAUGCCCGCUUCUGGGGGCAACUACACAGGAUCAUGGGAUCUUGGGAGACACAGGGACAAACCGAAGCUGCAGAUGCUGUGGUAUCCAGAACUGAGAAAGUCCGAGUGGAAUCUGUUGGACUCGUGUUGCAGGAUGGAGCACUACUUAGUGGAGUCGUCACACACAGGCGAGACUUUUAUGGUGAAAUGGUUCUCAGAGAGCAACCCUCUUUUGAAGGGGAGAGUGGAGUGGGACUACUUCCAUGUGUUGAGGCUAGACAAGGAAGGAAAGGCUGUCAAUACUAAAGACUUUGGAGGUAUCUGCAUUUUCCUCUCUAAGGCCGAACCUUUUUGUCUCCCGGCUGCUUGCUUAUAUGACCAGCGCCCAAACUGCGUCUAUCACUUAGGCAACCACAACAUGGGUAGACACUGCAUGGAUGAUGAAGAGUACGUGACGACGGGUGUAGACAGAACUUUCCCGGCUCCUUACUGGUUUCCACCAAAACUAGACUAAUAUAUGAUU
Molecule: messenger RNA, 1072 nt
Organism: Eutrema salsugineum
Lineage: Eukaryota; Viridiplantae; Streptophyta; Magnoliopsida; Brassicales; Brassicaceae
Exons: 3
Coding region: 206-1063 (285 amino acids)
Source: RefSeq, a predicted model, not a curated record